AUGAACUUAAUUGGAGGUUUAGAAAGGAUUAUUGGACAGUCUACGUCCAAACUUGAUGAAUUAUUCCAAAUCUAUCUGCAUCCAACACUAUUAAGUCCCCAACUUGACCCUCAACUCACCAAACUUCAUAAAUUACCAUCUAAAAUACUUCAAAGCAAGGCAAAGCCAAUAAACCUCAACAAAAAGCUCACAGAAAUAAGAACAAGAAAAGGCACAAAAAUUAUGCAAAUCAACUCUCAUACACCUGAAUUAACGAAGACUAUUGUGAAGACACCUGAACUAUCAAAGACUAUUGUGAAGACAUCUGAACUAGAAAAGACUAUUGUAAAGACACCUGAAUUAGCAAAGACUAGUGUGAAGACACCUAAACUAGCAAAAACUAUUGUGAAGACACCUGAACUAGAAAAGACUAUUGUGAAGACACCUGAACUAGCAAAGACUAUUGUGAAGACAUUUGAAUUAGCAAAGACUAUUGUGAAGGCACUUGAACUAGCAAAGAAUAUUAAUCCUGAACUGGCAAAGACUAUUGUGAAGACACUUGAACUAGAAAAGACUAUUGUAAAGACACCUGAACUAGCAAAGACUAUUGUGAAUACACCUAAACUAGCAAAAACUAUUGUGAAGACACCUGAACUAGAAAAGACUAUUGUGAAGACACCUGAACUAGCAAAGACUAUUGUAAAGACACCUGAACUAGCAAAGACUAUUGAAAAGACCCCUGAACUAGCAAAGACUAUUGUGAAGACACCUGAACUAGUAAAGUUUAUUGUGAAGACACCUGAACUAGCAAAGACUAGUGUGAAGGCACCUAAAUUAGCAAAGACUAGUGUGAAGACACCUGAACUAGCAAAGACUAUUUUGAAGACACCUGAACUAGCAAAAACUUGUCUGAACAUUUAUAACACUAGUGAGAAGUCACCUGAACUAGAAAAAGUUAAUGUGAAGGCACCUGAACUGGUCAAGACUAUUGUAAAGACACCUAAACUAGAACAUACUAGUGUGAAGGCACUUACACUAGCAGAGAUUAGUCUGAAGACACCUAAAUUAGAAAACACUAGUGUGAAGAUACUUACACUAGCAGAGAUUAGUCUGAAGAUACCUGAACUAGAAAACACUAGUGUGAAGAUACCUGAUCUAGAAAACACUAGUGUGAAGGCAUAUACACUAGCAGAGACUAGUCUGAAGACACCUAAAUUAGAAAACACUAGUGUGAAGGCACUUACACUAGCAGAGAUUAGUCUGAAGACACCUGAACUAGAAAACACUAGUGUGAAGACACCUGAUCUAGAAAACACUAUUGUGAAGGCACUUACACUAGCAGAGAUUAGUCUGAAGACACCUGAACUAGAAAACACUAGUGUGAAGACACCUGAUCUAGAAAACACUAUUGUGAAGGCACCUGAACUGGAAAAUACUAGUGUGAAGCACCUUAACAAGAAAAUACUUUUGCAAAGGUACCUAAACUACAACUAA
Molecule: messenger RNA, 1473 nt
Organism: Chironomus riparius
Lineage: Eukaryota; Metazoa; Arthropoda; Insecta; Diptera; Chironomidae
Source: the annotation of a GenBank genome assembly